CGACUGCCAACUGCAAUGGAGGCGCCGGUGCUGAGGAGCUGGGCUGAGGUUGGCGUGACCUUUGAGGACAUUGCCCUGUACUUCUCCAGGGAGGAAUGGAGCCUCCUUGAUGAGGGUCAGAGACAGCUGUACCUGAAUGUGAUGCUGGAGAACUUUGAACUUAUAUCCUCGCAGGGUUGCUGCUGUGGAACAGAGGAUGUGGAGGAACCCACUGAACAGAAGGUUUCUGUAAGAGUGUCACAGGAAACACUCUGGACUCUCUAGUCCUCAUGUGAUGUUCUGGAUGCUUUGAGACACAGAGAUCACUCCAAAGAGGGGGUAGCUGUGACAGCCUCAAGUAGGUCGUCUUGUAGCAUGAAUUUAUUUCUACUUUUCAAGGGAUGACAAUGCAUUUGAAGGGAAUCACUUGCCCAGGUCUUGCAGAGGGCCAUGUGCCCUAAUGCCUACAAUUUCAUGGGUGUUGGUCACUGGUUUGAGGACCAUCGCAAGUAGGGGAAACCAUUUCACUGCAGAAACACAGACCUAAUGGUUGUUGAACAAGACUACAGCCCAUUAGAUGGAAUGGUCCUCAUCUAAACGUGCAUCCGGGCUUUUUU
Messenger RNA from Myotis brandtii (Brandt's bat), 596 nucleotides. RefSeq names its product zinc finger protein interacting with ribonucleoprotein K-like. Bases 16 to 264 code for a protein of 82 amino acids. NCBI's taxonomy places the organism in Eukaryota, Metazoa, Chordata, Mammalia, Chiroptera, Vespertilionidae. The transcript has 4 exons. The record is from RefSeq and is a predicted model, not a curated record. Gene Ontology annotation, biological process: regulation of DNA-templated transcription.